UGAUGUUAGCUGCCACCCCUAGAGUGGGUGUAGAAGGACUUGUAAUGUUUUUGUUAACAUUAUACAUAACUUAGGCAUUAAGUACACAACAUUUUCCUUCUUGCACAGGUAGGAUUGCAUUACUAUGUUGUUAAUAAACUGUUUUUAAUAGACAAGUGUGUCUCACAUUCUGCCAGGAUUAAUGCUCUUUUCUUCAUUGGCUGUUACAUUAUUUUUAGUAGAGACAGGCCAAAUUUGGGCAGAAAAGGCAAGUCAACAGAGAAGAAUUUAUUUGGGAAUCUUAGCAAGAAUUUGAGCCUCAAGGUUAUGUCUAGCAGACUUCUAAUAGUACAAUGUGAAGACAUUUCCAUAACACAGCUGUCCUAAAAGCCUACAGGUUCAUAAGCAUGCAGGACACAGCUUGCCAAGAACAGUUCUGUACUUUUUGAAUCAAAGGAGAGCAGCCAGUAAUUCUGUACUAAAGCCUUCCUCCUUUUACCAUUCACAGUCAAGGAGGAGGCUGUUGGUACAUUCUUUGGAGUGGUACAAACUAACAUUAUUGUUUCAUUUAGGAGUGAAAUGAUUGUCAUCACAUUGUCAAUGAACUUGGGUUCAGACCUUUAUGGUUCUGUACUUUUCACACCAAAUAUGUAUCAUAGCUUCCAAAUUAUUUUCCUUUCUAGUCUACAUAACCACUACAAAUCAUACUACAGCAUGCUGCAGAAAGAUUCUUAUGUUCUGGUUUAUCAUUCACUUGUGAGGCUUUGCACUCACCUAUGCAGGGAACAUAACAUUUUUGGCAGUGAUAAAAACUAAGGAAGUUUCUGUAUACAAACUGUGCUUAGAAUUAACAUGUUAUCAAUUAUUUUUAACACUCCAGGUGGAAACUUUUCUAGAUCUUCCUCUUUACCUUUGCUGUUUAUCUCUUCAGCAUGGACAGUGGGUUUUGUGUGCAAUUAUAAGCUUCUUUAUGCUGAUAUUAAUCCAUGUUUCAUUUGGUUUUGUUCCCUUUUCUACUUCUAUCUACUUCCAUACUUAGUGAUCAUCCACAUGCUUUGACUUUGAAAUAAGUUCCACAUUUACUUACUACUUUGGGGUUGUAAAAAGCUACCAAAAUAUGUCAUUUACAGACAACAUAGCCUCUGAAAAUAUUUCUUAUUACUAAGUAUUAGUAGGUUUGGGACAGUUGUUAGAACAGGUCUUGGCUCGUUUUUCAGAAUAUGUCACAACAGAGAACUAGAUCUUAUCUCUUCUAUUCCCACAAAACUGUUCAAGUAACACCAAAUUCUGUAGCUGCCAACAGAGGUAUUCAUAAGCUAGGGACAGGAAUCAAGGGGGUCCUGAAGGCAAGUCAAGACUAUGAGGCAGCUGAAGUGCUCCAUAUUCCAGAGAUGCCUCUCCCUGUUUUCUAUGGAAGCAGGCUUCUCUCUAAGGUAUCCUGCUAAAGCUCCAUAGCCCUCGUUGAGCAUGGGUGAUGCUUCAGAGCAUUUACCAUGUAUUACAAAACCAUCCUGCCAUUAUUAUUAAGUUAGUUAUUACUAAAAUAGUUCAUGAGGGAAGGAAAUUUGCCUUCCUUUUAACACAGGAUACUUAUGCAAUAAUCAGGUUUAAAAAAACCAAAACCACCUUCCACUGAGACUCUUAAACAGACAUCUUUUUUUUCUGGAUUCACCUGUAUUCAGAAAUGGCAAUACCAUGAAGAAGACAUGUUUUUCCUGGCUACCUAGAAGAAUUUAUUCAGUCCUGAAGGUGUUCUGGAGUUUACUCCACUUUCUGAUACCACUUCCCCUAUUCCUUUGGAGUUUUUUACCACAUAUCACUCCUUGUUGCCAGAGCAAUUGCACUAAACUUCUCUGGCCUAAUGACAAUAAAAUAAAUAAGCAAUACAAGAUAUGAGCAAGCUUUGCUCUCUGUAACUUGGCCUAAUCAAUCUAUAUCUUUAGAUCUAGUGCAGCUUAUAGCCAUGGGAAAGUAAAAAUUGUAAAAUCUUCUCAGCAGUAUUAUUGACCUUAAAGCCACAGGUUAGGGGCUCUUGUUUAAGAAGAAUGAUGAGGGAAGGAGACUGAAUAUUUCUGUAACAGCCUAGCUCUGCUUUAGCAGAUUGCAUUGUAUCAGUCUAUACUGUUUACUUUGGUAAAGACUCUGUAACAAAGGUUGGUCUAACUAUAAUAUAAAGCUAUUUGCUUCAAGAAAACUCAAGCAGAAGGUAAGUCAACUAACCUCUCUAUUCUGCAACAUUAAUGUAGAUUUUUGCAAUUAUUUUUCUCUACUACAUUAAUAAUUAAAAUCUGUAGUAGUCUAGAUAACUUAGGGGUGUACAUCUAAUUAUUUUGGAUAGUUGUAACGAUGACAUCAAAAUAUUUUUUGCUCAAUUUUAAUUUUGAGGCUUAAUAGUAACAAAAAUGCAUUUUCAGUAUUUACUGAAGCAAUGGAUAUCUACUGAUGCUGUGUACGUAUGAUUCACCAGUCUCUCAUUCUUAGAAAAGGACAUUUGUUUUACCAGAAGAAUACUUCAAUCAAUAUUGUGUAAUGGUACUCAAAGGAUACUGUUGUGUACUGCGCUGUCACUAUUUUAAAAGCAUUGUUGACUGCCUAUGUUCAGUUUGAACUGAAUGUACUUUUCACAAAUGUUGAUAUCAUUUUGAACUAAUAGGGUAAAUUUUGAAAAACAAAUUCAUUCUGUAGCUGCUCAUGCCUUAAUAAAAGUAUGCAAUGUAUUAAAGAUGUUUCUUAAACAUUUACUCAGAAGUACAAAGAAAAAGUAGAAGCAUUAACAUUUUAAUAAUUAGAAAUUACCUCAGUUGUUACUCGGAAAGAAGUAUUUAGUGACACCUGAAGUGUACUUCUGAAAAUGCUGUUGUCAAGAUAAGGCUAAUUGUUUGGGAAAAUUUCAUUAAUAUUAAUUGUAUGAUUUAAUAACCUGUGACAGGCUCACUAACAGAGUACCAUAAGUAACAUAACUUUAGCAGCUCAAAUGCCAUUGCCUUCAUGAAUGUAAUGAUUCAGAUCUGUCUUCAUGUUUGACAUUUAUGCUCUAAGCCAGAACCUGAUAGUUUCAUGUUUCAAAUGCCUUUCCUGCUGUUCUGAUUCAUGUAGUAGUGAUUUCAGAGACCCGUGGUCACUGAAAUUCUACCCUGUAAUCCAGAUGAUGACGUAGACAUUUUUCUUUUCCAGUUUACUCAUGUCCUAAUUCUCUGUCAUGCUUAUCUAUUUCAAUUCCCAUGUUUUUCUUAUUUUUGAAGUUACCUUCCCAAGCACUGACCUCACUUUCCAGACAACUUCCCUCAUCUUGGUCACACAUUGAUCAAAAGAUUCUUCAGGCUGACUCUAGUGACCUGUUGUCAAAGACUGUUGGGUUUUCACCUUCAGGCAUGAGCAACUUAACUCCUCCAUCAGUUCCAGAAAGUUUUCUUUGUGACUUGGAAGAGCUCAAUUCUUUGGCAUUAGCAACCUCCCAAACUGUAGCAAUCUCCCCAGGUAAUAACAUUCACCAUGUUAAGGAUAGUCUCUUUAUGCCAAAUACAGAGGUGUUUCUCAACUCUUCUACAACUCUUCCUCUGUCCUCUCUUGUAUCUCCCUCUGUCUCAUCUUCAGCCAGCUCAUCUCAUGACAUAGCAUAUAAGUAUGUCAGCAACAAUACCAAGUCAGGAAAAGACAAAGACUUAGAAGGCAUAAUUGACACUUUAGUAAUUGAAGUACCUAGAGAUUUGUCAGAUACUACAAGAGAAGGUGAACAUGGCGCUAUCCAUAACAUGCCUUUGCCAUAUGAAGAAGGUUCUUUGUCCAGUGUGCUAGCUGCAUGUGCUGAAAAUGAAGAGGACAUCUGUACUGCAGACCUGCCACUUAAUAGAGGGGAUCAGUCAGAACCUCAAGAAUCAGAUUUCUCUGGAGAAGCACAAGACACUACAGAAGAACUCAUUAGACUGUAUAUAGAGGAGGAUCUGGUACAUGACAAUUUAGAAUUCCCAAUAGCAAGUGGAGAAGAUUCAAUGGAUUGUUAUGAAGGAGAUACUUCACCAAAUAUUGAUAAGGUAUUUUAACUUCUGACAACUCUGACUUCUUGUGUUCAGAUAACUUACUAUAAUUAUUCCCUGCCUUGUAUUUACAUUUGUAUUGUGCACAGGCAUACUUUAACGUAAUUGCAUUGGAUAAAAUUGAGCUCUGAGCAAGCUGGUUGAUCUUUAAGGUCCCUUCCCACCUGAACCAUUCUAUGAUUCUAUGAUUAAAAAUUGUCAGCAUUAGGGGACAGUCCCUUCUCAGAAGCAGGCAUAUGCACCAUUGUAAAUUCUGUGAUGUAUCAAUCGUGCUGGUCCUUUCCCUCCUGCCAUUGUUUGCCGAGGAGCUUCUGAUGUGGAAAGCCACUGAACCAUUUCCCUCGCCCAUUGUGUGCUGCCCCUUUUGAGAGAGGCCCCAGCAAGCAAAUGCUGUCAACAGCCUCCAGAGGGAGGGACAUGUGCCUCCUGCGGGGACUCUGCGGUUUGUGCUCCGCAUGUGUCAGUUCACCAGCUGAUGUAUUUAUAGCAAGCUCUGUUAGGAGGAUCUGACUAACAGUAACAGAUCAGAUUAUGUUUGGCAGUUAGACAAAUGCUUCCUCCUGAAGCCCUCCCCAGUUCCUCUUUGGGACAGUACAUCACUGAACUAUCCCAAAUGUGUGCUGGCCAUUAAAUGCCACAAUAUAACUAUACAGUUUGUGUGGUUUGCAGGCAUAGAUCUUUCUUCUGUCCAGCACUUAUUUUGACAGACCAUUCAGGUAGCUGGUUUGACUUUCAGGUGCAAAUCAGGUGCUUAGGACAAUAUGAUUUAGGCCAAAUAUUAAAGUACAGUAAUUUCACAAUUAUAAGACGCACCAGUUUGACUAAAAUUUUGGUCCAAACCCGAAGUG
Catharus ustulatus (Swainson's thrush) is the source of this 4861-nucleotide messenger RNA. RefSeq lists its product as uncharacterized. NCBI's taxonomy places the organism in Eukaryota, Metazoa, Chordata, Aves, Passeriformes, Turdidae. The transcript has a single exon. The record is from RefSeq and is a predicted model, not a curated record. The coding region runs from base 3201 to 4019 and encodes 272 amino acids.